This is a messenger RNA of Hevea brasiliensis (rubber tree), 4918 nucleotides long. RefSeq names its product phosphatase IMPL1, chloroplastic. Gene Ontology annotation, biological process: phosphatidylinositol phosphate biosynthetic process; inositol metabolic process; signal transduction. The transcript has 2 exons. The record is from RefSeq and is a predicted model, not a curated record. NCBI's taxonomy places the organism in Eukaryota, Viridiplantae, Streptophyta, Magnoliopsida, Malpighiales, Euphorbiaceae. Gene Ontology annotation, molecular function: inositol monophosphate 1-phosphatase activity. Bases 3695 to 4738 code for a protein of 347 amino acids.
UUUCACAUCAGGACUAAAAGGCAACAAUACAUUAAGUUCCUCAUAUACCCGUUUAAAAUCCAUAAAAUAAGCCGUGAGAGACUUAUCAUCUUUCUCAGCACGGUAGAAUGCCUUACAAACAUCAUAAAUACGGGAGAUAUUCCCUUUACCAGAAUACAGAAAAUCUAAGUAAUCUAUCAAAUCCUUAACAAAUUCACAGUGAUUAAUUAAACUAAUUACCUCACUAUGAAUCGAGUUCCGAAGCUGCAAAAACAACAGAGCAUCCUCCCUUAGCCAAGUUUGUCGUGUAUCAUCUGUGGGUGGAUCUUUAGUAAGGUGAUCAUCCUUAUCAAUGCUACGCAAAUAGGCCCUAAAAGUCUUACUCCACUCCAGGUAAUUCGAACCAUUAAGUUUGUGUUCCGUGAUCUUAGUCAUCACCGGAAUCACAUCAGAAAUAACAUUCUUAUUGUCUGCCAUUUGUUGAGACAAAGAAAACUAACCGAAACGCUAAUCCAAAGUGCUUAUAGCAGCAAAAUAAUCCAAAAUCACAAAUCAAGCAAAUACCGAAAUAGGAUCUGAGAGCCAAACCUCAGAAGUCCUUUAAUGGUGUACUGGAUCAGGCAACAGCACACAGUGGUGGAAUGAGGGGGUUGAGACGUCGCCGGUGAUGUUGAUUCGGGGUUGAAACGGCCGAUCGGCGGCUAAGGUCUCUUCUGAGCUGGGUAGUGAGAAUAAAUAGUCACCCUAGAUUGAUGACCUGCUCUGAUACCAUGUAGAAAGAGAUGAUUCUCGUUGAUUUCAAUUAAUCUGUACAUGGGUAUAUAUAUACAAUUGAUUCCUAUAAUUGUGUUCUACUAAUUAGGAAGAAAUCCUAAAUAAGAAAUCCUAAAUAGGAAUACAGAAUACAGAAUAUACAGAGAAAUAAUAUAGUGAUUGACUUUCCGUAACACAAGUAUAAUCAACGGUGGGGAUUGUGAUGUACAGAACUGUCAUAACUGUUUUUGGCGUCUGUCAGCAAUGUGGGCGAUUCUGCAAAUGAGGCGUGCGGUGAAGAUUUGAUCACGUCUGCAACGCUUUAACUACCUCGGCUCUGAUUAUGUAGAGAGUUAUUGGAAGUCAUUUCAUCUUCUUCAUGCUUUCCGAUCUCUUAUUCUUUUCGAUCUCUCUAUUAUGACCCUUUUUCAAUCUCUCAUAUCGAGCCCCUCUGCCCGAACUCUCUCCUUCUAGAACUUUCUUCUUUAUCCAACCUGCCUUAGUCAAAGCAUUUAAUUAUUAGGUUACUGAUGCAUCCGCUUCGGUUUCUGUAUGCAAUAAAUGCUCAGGCCCUAUAUAUAUAUGUCUCAGCCUGGAAAACUCUUCCACAUUUCAUUUCUCCUCCUUCCAUUUUUCAUUUCUCCUGUUCUAGUUUCUCCGGUAAUCAUUCCGGCUAUGGUGACCGCUUUUGAUCUUUUUCCGACUAUUCUCUUUGCUCCUCGAUUGAAAAUUUAUGAUCCUGGUGAUCGGAGAAUCAUGAGAACCACAUCUGAUGACAGUGAGAGAACCGGACUAAUUUACCGAUCAAGAUAAAAAAUGUCGAUCGUGUCAAUCUCGAAUCGGUCUACCGAUAUAAUCGGCGAACCGAUUUCGAGUGAGAGGAUUGCUAAUUUCCAUCUUAAUAUCGGUGACUGCCUCUUGAAGUUCAUUUGGCUCCUCACCACAUCGGGCGUCCUGACUGCAGCUCGGUUUUGGUCGAUGACAUCGACGAUGACUUCACUCACCAUCAUGAGAGUCAUAGUCACUCCAUCUGAGCUGCACAUCUAUCCAAUGCCUAUGGCUGGCUUUCUGAUUAAACACAUCUUUUGAUUCAGCCACAAGGCUAGGCUUUGACAUAGGUCCUUACUAGAUAGGAUGUAGUGCCGAUCUUUAGAGAUCACUCAAAUGAUGUAAUCUGACCUUUAAAGGUUCUCUUGAUGAUGUAAUCCAAUCUCUUGGAGAUCGUCCAAACAAUGUAAUCUAACCUUUUGGAAAUGAAAUGAAAUUUUAUUUGAAGUUCAUCAUUUAAUUAUCGCAUUGGUUAAUUUCCGGUCAUAGGAUUAAAGUCGGAUGGUUGAAGUGGAGACAUGCCACGGGAGUUUUAUGUGAUCGUAAGAUUCCCAAUAAGUUGAAAGGAAAAUUUUACCGUACAGCCAUACGACCGGCUAUGUUAUAUGGUAGUGAGUGUUGGGCACUGAAAGAGUCGUGUGCGUCUAAGAUAAGAGUUGCAGAGAUGAGAAUGUUAAGGUGGAUGAGUGGCCAUACUAGACUAGAUAAAGUCCGUAAUGAGAGUAUUAGAGAAAAGAUAGGAGUGGCGCCAAUUGAAGAUAAGUUGAGAGAAGGGAGAUUGAGGUGGUUUGAUCAUGUGAAGCAUAGAAAUACGGAGGCUCUAGUUAGACAAGUAGAGCACAUUAGGUUAGAGGAUAGAAAGAAAAAAAGGGGUAGACCUAAAUUGACUUGGAGGAGAGUAGUACAACAUGACCUAGAAGCAUUACACCUUUCUGAGGAUUUAACCCAAAAUCGUUUAGAGUGGAGAAAGCGAAUCUAUAUAGCCGACCCCAAAUUUUUGGGAUAAAGGCUUAGUUGAGUUGAGUUGAGUUGUAUUGGUUAAUUUCCGAUCUCUGAUGUGCAUAUCCGAUCUGAUCUUUAACUGAAUCGUCAUUAGCCGAUCUGUAGCCCUGAAAAUUCGCACAAUCCGAUAACCCUAACUAGCCAAUCUCAUUUUAUUUAAUUUUAUUAUUGUGUUUCUGGAACCUUCCUGCGACGUGUCAAGAAAGCGAGUCGAUUCCGCUAACCGAAGCGCCGCUUGGGACUUCGUGAGCAUUGAAUGCUCAGACGGGUAUAAAUAGGGGGGAGGUUCAGUCAGUUGCUCUCUUAUGUCAUUUUCAGCACUUUGCAAGCGACUCCAAAAUUCUCUCCUUUUUUCAAGCUUUUCCGAUACUGAUCACAUUCCGGUAUGGGUUUUGAUCUUUUCUUAGUUAAACUUCUUUGGUUUCUUUGAAGAUGAGAGGCGCCGAGGGUCAGAGAGCUGCGACUCCGUCUUCUGUCCACGUUUCGUGGACCUCGGAAGAGGGCGACAUGAUUAGAUCAGGUAGUCAAGCCAGCAGAGCUCUCGUCCCGGUAACUAGUUCGGGUGGCAGACCAAGGCGAGGAGCAUGUUUGAGAAGAGACAACUUGUCAAUUGAUGAGUUACCUUCAGUUUUGAGAGAGCGAUCUCCAAUCUAUAAGCCAGGAGUACAAUCUGCGGAUUGACUCCUUUGAACUGAUCAAAUGCCAUGGCGAUCAUCGGGCCGACCAUUUCUCUUAUGAGGGCGAUCUCAUCAUGGUGUAUGAAGAGCAACUGAAGGCCGGGCUCUGUUUUUCCUUGGACGAAUUUUACAAAGCCGUCCUAAAAUUCCAUCAAGUCUCGGUAGCCCAAGUGCAUCCGAACUCCUAGCGGACUCUAAUAGCCUUCCAGGGCCUCUGCCGAGCUAAGGGACUGGAACCCACAACCAAAGUCUUUGCCGAGCUGCGUAGGCUCGCCCGAAGGAAGGAUGAUGAGUUCUGGUUCGUUCACGCUAAGCCCCAUUGUUCUCUCUUUACCGAUCUUCCUUCUUCAUUGAAGAAUUGGAAGAACCGGUUCUUCAUUUUGAGGAGCAAGAUUCGGAACGGCUUUGAGGGGAUCCCACGGAGUUGGCAACACCGGGUCGCUCCGAUCCCAAAAAUGAUCACUUUAAAUAAGGACAAAGACGCCGUGGUGAAAGAGUUAAAGUCUCAGGCGUCCAAUCAGAAAUUCUCUUGCUUAGACGAAGUGAUGGCCGAACUGAAGUAUUGGAUGAUGCAGCUGAUCACUGAAGAAGAAUAUGAGCUUCAGCUCUCUGACCUCGGCCCUGGUAUGGCGGGCGGUGAUGCUUCCAAGGAGAGCCGCAAACGAAAGAGGGAGGUCUCCAGAAAAGUGAGGGCGAUGAAGGGGGCCGCCACUGCCGAUGCUCAGACCCUUCAUUGUGAAUCAAUAGAGGUGCCAAGCUCUCCAACCCGACCUCAGGAGCAACCGAUCCCUGAGAUAGAAGUCAUCGCCCCAGCUCCUCAACAAAUCGAGCUUCCACCUCCCCCUCCUCCUCCUCCUCCUCCGAGCUCUUCCAACAUAGAAGGGGAGUCAUCUGGUCCCACGGUCAGGACACUUUCCCGGGGCGCACAACUUCUAAUCCAAUCAUUGGAAAGGAACCGUUCUACUAGGGGGAAUCCCGACAUAGCCAAAGUCAUGGGAGCUUCCAUUUGCUUCCAAGAAGAUCGGAACAGAUUGGCGGAGGAGAGCUUGGAUGAUAUCUUAGCUCAGACAAUGAGCUUAGGCUUAGAGGCCAUCACAAACCAGCAUAUUCUCAGAGAGAAACCCCAUGGUUUGAAGAAAGAGAUCCUUAAGGCGGUCCAAGAUGCCUCUGUUGCACAAGCUCAGCUCUCCUCUGCUAACGAGUACAUUGCCAGAAUGGAGGAUCAGAUGAAGCGUUAUGAGGAGAGGAUCGUUGAGGCGGAACGGGAACUCGAAGACUCUCGAGCUGGUUGGUCUGCCGAUCUCGCUCGUUAUGCUGAAGACCUUCAGGCGAAGGAGGAAGAGCUCCGAGCCAAGGAUGAGGAGCUUCAAGCUAAGGAAGAGGAGAGCACUACGAAGGAGGCCGAGGCUUAUGUGAACGCCCAUAAUGACCUUAUGGCCGAGCUGAAGAAACGACAUCCUGAAGAGGACUUCUCCUGGAUGAACGAGCUCGCCCCAUAGGCCGAAGACGAGAGCGACGAGGAGCCGAAGACGAGAGCGACGAGGAGCCAGAGAGAGAGAGAGAGAGAGGAUGAGCGAAAUGUUAAUGUAGAACAGGCUGGGGGUGACCCUCCAGCCGAAUGACUUGUACUUUUAUUUUGAGAUGAAAUGAAAUCCCUUCUGUUCAAUUUCUUGAUGAGA